CACAAUACGCUCGCAUGUAGGUCUUUCUGUGCUAAAUAUUGUCAACAGACGCAGAUGUAUGGAUUGUAUUAUUCUCAGUUUAGUAAUCAGACAUCCAGUAUGGAAGUGGAGAGAGAUUUCCUCAACACUCCUCCACCUAAAACUGUUCGGUUUGGAGACAGUGUUGUUAACACUUUGGAAAAACUCAAACAGGGAGACAGGAGUGAUUAUGAGAUGAUAAAGCAUCAGCUCUCAGAUCCUGACAUCAAGGAUGCUCAGAUUAUCAGCUGGCUGCAGGAGUUCAGGUCGUGUGUCACUCAGCUCGGGAAAGAACACGAGCAGCUUAUCUACGUCCUUCUGAGGUUGCCGUGGUUGGGUCGGAGUCCUGCCGUGGUGGACGAAUACCUGACGUUCCUCAGCAAUCUGAUCUCGGCUCAGACCGUUUAUCUGAGACCGUGUCUGAAAAUCCUCGUCUCCAACUUCACACCCAGAAGAAUAAAGAUCCGGGAAGGAAACGUGGACAUUUCAGAUUCAGACGACGAUGAUGACAAUCUUCCCCAGAUCUUUGAUCAGUGUCACCAGGCCCUGCAGAUGAUCGCCAAAUACGUUCCAUCUACGAGUCGAUUCUUGAUGCCGAUACUCAGCGACAACUUCCCCUUCGUGCAGAAGUCAUCCAGAACCUUGGAAUGUUACGUCCAUAACCUGCUGAGAAUAGCGGUGUACAUCCCAACCCUGAGACGAGACGUUCUGGAGCUCAUCAUCAGCAAGAUGCUGACUCUGGAUGUGAGCGCCCCCCGCAGUGAGAUCGAGGAAGCGGAGUGUAUGAGGGAGCAGAACCACGGCGCUGCAGCGCAGGACGACUGUCUGUUCGACAUGGAUGAGGAGGGUCCCGGCGCCGAUGAUGCGGUGAUGUCUCAUGCCGUCGCUGACCGGCUGGACACCCUCAUGCUCGUUCUCCUGGCGUUCAUUAAGGACAUGAGCCACACCGACGGUGAGCUGGACGUGGAGAAAACCAAAACUUUGUACCGAGAUCUGCUGAGUGUGUUCGAUAAGCUGGUUCUGCCCACCCACGCCUCCUGUCACGUUCAGUUCUGCAUCUUCUACCUGUGCAGCUUCCGCCUGGCUUUAUCUGAAGCAUUUCUGGACCACUUGUGGAAGAUCAUACAGAACCCGUCUCAGCCCGCCGUCCUCCGCCAGGCCGCCGCCGGGUACAUGGGCAGCUUCCUCGCCAGGGCCAGGUUCAUCCCUAUAGCGACCGUGAGGGCGUGUCUGGAUCUGCUGGUCCCUUGGCUCCACCUCUACAUAGACAGCCAGGACUCGGGUUCGAAAGCUUUCUGUGACGUGUCUCUCCACGGGCCGUUCUACGCCUCCUGCCAGGCCGUCUUCUACACCCUGGUCUUCAGACACAGAGCCAUCCUGGAUGGGAACACGAAGAAGGGUCUGGCGUACCUGCAGGGGUUAAAUUUGGAGAGAAUCGUGAUGUGCCAGCUGAACCCACUGAAAGUGUGUCUGCCAGCCGUGACCAACAUGUUCGCCACCAUCACCAGGAAGUAUCAGCUGGUGUUCUGCUACACCAUCAUCGAGCGCAACAACCGUCACAUGUUACCUGUGGUGAGGAGCUCGGCGGGAGGAGACUCUCUCUCCACCAACACCAACCCUCUCGAUACCUUCUUCCCCUUCGACCCCUACCUGCUCAAGAGGUCGGGUCAGCUGUUCGAGUCCCUCUAUCAGGUGUGGGAGGAACCGUCCGACUGCAUGGCACCUAUCGUCAAAGAAAAUCCAAAGCAGGGUGCGGAGGACGAGGACGACUUCCUGCAUGGUUCUACGCCGCAGGGUGACGUGUUGAUGAUGGGAUCGUACGAGGCGCACAGCCGCAGCCCCAGCAGUUUGGGUUCGCCUCCCAUCGCUUCACCUCCGACAAACUUUCUGAUGCACUCGAGACACUGAGGGCUUCAACGUCCCCGAGACUUUACCAAACAAAUCAUGUGCAAUUCUUCCACAGCAUACACAAACCUACCGUCAGGGGGUCGCGAGACGCUGCCACAACUACUGUUUUACUUAACCUGGAGGCUAGAUUAUACAGGAACGUUAUACAGGAGAGGAGUGUCGGGAAUGUUUAUUCCCAGAGAGAGUGAGCUGUAAUACUGUAAUAUUAUACUUUAGUUUAGAUGGUGGGUAGCACUGUUGCCUCAGAGCAAGAAGGUCCUGGGUUCAAUUCCCAGGUGGAGCAGUCUGGGUCUUCUCUGUAUGGAGUUUGCAUGUUCUCCCUGUGUCUGUGUGGGUUUCCUCCGGGAGCUCCGGUUUCUUCCCACAGUACAAAAACAUGCAGUCAGGCUUAGAAGGCUUGUUUCCCAGUCCAUGAAUGGAAAUAAGGUGUCUGUUAAUCCAUAUAUGGUAAGAAGGUGGCUAAUAAUCCAUAUAUGGUAAGAACGUGGCUAAUAAUCCAUAUAUGGUAAGGAGGUGUGUCUUUAAUCCAUAUAUGGAAAUGCGGCGUGUUUUUGAGCCAUUAUAUUGAAAUGGGGCAUGUUUUCGAGCCCAUAUAUGAAAAUAAGUCAUUUUAAGCCUGCAUAUAAAAUUGAGACAUACUUGCAAGCAAGAAGUAUUAAUAAAAAUUUGCAACAGUUAGUAACUGGAGCUCGGGCGGAGCGGUGGUAAAACACACUAGCCCACCGGUGCUGAUAUCUCAAAGUCUCGAGUUUGAAUCUCAGCUCUGCUAUCGACCAGGCGGGGGCCUAUACAGACACACAGUUGGCUGUGUCUCUAUAAGGUCUGAACAGGGAUUCCUCACAACUGCUGCAAUUACUCCCUCUGCUGGCUGAGCGAUGGUGCUGCACAGAGACUCUUCAUGCGCUAUACGGAUCUUCGCGGGGCCAGUGAUAGCUCAGUGGGUAAGGUACUGGACUAGUAAACAGAAGGUUGCUGGUUCAAGCCCCGCCACCACCAAGUUGCCACUGUUGGGUCCCUGAGAAAGGCCCUUAACCCUCAAUUGCUCAUAGUGUUCCACUCAUUCUGUAAGUCGCUUUGGAUAAAUGCUGAAAAUGUAAAUGAAAAUGUAAAUGUAUGAACCCGACUGGUGCAGGUGAAAGGAAGUGGUUUAUGUAGAAGCAUCACAGCGUGCCUGGAAACAUUUUCAUUUAUUAUUGUUAUAUAAGCUUUACAGUUAUACAUUUUAAUAUAGUGUUGGAAUAUUUUUAUAUUAGUUUUUUAAUAUUUUUGUUUAUGUUUAUAAAUAGAAUAAGUACAAAGUUAAAAGGCAUGUGUAUAUAACCACCGCCCUCUCGUCUACAGACACACCCACUUGGUAUUUUGAUAAGUAAAAUAAUCCCAAAGAUUUUAUAGAACUUCGUAAACAAAAAUAUUGGUGUUGGUUUCUUGUUGCAUGUUACUCAUUCAGUCAUGGUUGUAAAAUAUGUUAUUUAUUCUGUAUGCAAAUAAAACAAAUUGUAAUAAACAAG
This is a messenger RNA of Trichomycterus rosablanca, 3434 nucleotides long. RefSeq names its product RRN3 homolog, RNA polymerase I transcription factor (gene rrn3). Lineage: Eukaryota; Metazoa; Chordata; Actinopteri; Siluriformes; Trichomycteridae. Gene Ontology annotation, biological process: transcription initiation at RNA polymerase I promoter. Gene Ontology annotation, molecular function: RNA polymerase I core binding; RNA polymerase I general transcription initiation factor activity. The transcript is spliced from 18 exons. Bases 55 to 1926 code for a protein of 623 amino acids. The record is from RefSeq and is a predicted model, not a curated record. Gene Ontology annotation, cellular component: nucleus.